Molecule: messenger RNA, 1227 nt
Organism: Durusdinium trenchii
Lineage: Eukaryota; Dinophyceae; Suessiales; Symbiodiniaceae
Source: the annotation of a GenBank genome assembly
AUGGCUGCUCUCGUGGGAAGCUUGGUGCAAGAUUUGGUUGGUGCCGAGUCAGAAGCAGGAUCGGCGGAGUCUGCUUUUGUCGUGCCUGAAGUUGCGCCCAGCAAGGUUCAUGGUGUUCGAUCCAAGAAGAGCUCUGACUAUACUGAAAGACCAGAGACUACAACUGAGAUGUAUAUUACUGCUGUUGUUCCUGAACCCCUUGAACGGUACAUGCAUUGGCUUUUCCAACAACAAACACGGGAGACUUGGCUCAGCAAGAACCCCACAGAGCGUCCAUUGGUGGUACUCACUUCAACCAACAGUCCUGUACUCCGCGCUCUGCUUGAGUAUACUGAAGUGCUGAGAGAUCUUCCUGCCGACUCAGACACACUGUGCCACAUGAAGACAUUGACUGAGCAGGAGGCUCGAGACAUUGCCCAGGACCUCAUCAAUGCCGAGCAGUGCUGCCUAGAUGAAGGGUACUCAAUGCGGUUGCAAGGUGUAGCCGCCAGUUGCACGGACUUGCUGCCAGGUGGCAGACUGCACAAGUUUGGUGAACUUCUUUCGUAUCAGAAGCCUUUGAACGCUGAAAUCGAAGACAACUUUGCAAGGCAUCAGUCUUGUGCCAGAUCUGCCAGGGGUAAGCCUGUGGGUCUAGCAGCAAACUGCAGCAAACAUAUCUUAGCAGAGCUGAAGACAGACCAUGUCCGAAGACAGAGUCAGAGUGGCAAGCAGCACGCAAGCCGCCUGGUGGAUUUGGAUGGUGGGAUCACUUUUUCACCAGAGUCAUUGGCUGACUGGGCAAGGAGCACUAUGCAGCUUGCCCUGGGAACUGGCAGUGAUGCACUUCCUUUGGUAGACAAUGCCAUUGCCAAUGAUCCAAGCCGCCCUGCUACCAGUGCUCAGGGGCUGGCAGCCAUCAAUGCUUCUCUGAGUUGUGCCACGACAGUUUCCAAGCGAAAGCGGAAAAGACCUGUAGAAGACAUCAUUCAGGAGAUUGAGGCAGGGGCAACCAAGCCCAGCCAAAAUCAUCAAGUUCAAAAGAGAAAAAAGAAGCACAAUGGGUGGACUUUGCAUUUGGCCAACACCUGGAAGCAGAACAGCCGAAGGGCAGGAGAGUCCAAAAGAUCCAGGGCCCGACGAGUACUUGCCCAGGCUCAUCAAAGCUGGCAUGCAGCUUGGCAUAGUAUGGGGUGUGUAAUCAGAGUUUGUUUCCAGGGCUCCUGGAACUGCUGGUUCUAUUGCUAA